AUGCUAGCUGGGCUGCCGCUCAGAAAGCCUCGCAGCCGUGCAAAGGCCGGACCGGCUUUCGUGUUCGUGGAAACCAGCGGCGUUCCUUCGACUGGACUUGGAAAGAAUGAGGCAAAGACUAUCGUCCGGCAGCAGGCUGCAAGAGCGGGCCGCACCCGUCGCCAAGGUCAAACUGCGAGUCAGGAAACCAUCGGCACCUUGCCGAAUUCUCAAGCGCUGAUCCCCAAAAGAGGCAACGCUCGAGGCACACCUGAGGCUGCCGAAAGGAGGGACGGCAUGUGGAGGGGGAAUCCCAGGCGUAACGUCCCAAGCCUUGGUCUUAUCAUGCCACAGCCCGUGUCCAGUGAAUACGAGACGUUCAGGGCCAAGUAUAAUUUCGAUGUGACGGAUCUGACCAGUUUCACGGAUGUGGACCUCGCAACAAAUGCUUGCCGUCUACUGCGAGAUGAACCACAUCGCCUCGCCAGCCUCCUUCAGAAACGGCACUCCUCAUUCUUGGCUGAACUGCCAAGCCGCUAUGGCGCCUCCAGCACCUGUCUGGAUGAUGCUAUGCAUUGUGUUGCUGCAAAGGCUGGCCAGAUGCUUGGCUUCCCGAUGCCCAAAUCCACGCCCUCUGUUCUCUAUGGAAGGGCAUUGAGAAGCCUGCAGGCUGCCCUCUGGGACAUAGAGGAGAUGCACAGGAAUGAACCGUCAAUGUUCGCAUCUCAGGAGUGGCAGAGGGCCUUUCAGCGCGCCUCUGGUCUCCAGUCGGACACAGACUGCCGGCUCUGGUGGAAGCUCUUUGCAACAACGGCCUUCCUGCCUGGUAUACUGAAGGAUCUACGAAGCCUCCUGGAAGAGGCACCACAUCGAUGCGACUACUCUACAAGAAUUUCGGCUAUCUAUGAGCAGGCGAAUAGUAUGCAUGACGUGUUGCACAAUGACCACGUUAUGUAUCAGCAUGCAGCACCACACCCGCAGUCCCUCUUCGGCCUUCCAACCUCAGCUGAGUCACCCGAUCGCAUCCGGCUUCGCGUGUUCUUUAUAUAUACUAUGAUGUAUGUAUGCCGUGUCUUGGCGACUCUCUCGCCGAGCGAGCUGGAGAGAGCCACGAGUGAGGUGGAAGCACAGACGUUCGCAAGCCAGGCGUUGCUCAUCGAGGAGGUGACAACUGAGCUGGAUCCAGCAAUGGCCUGGCAUGUGCAGCAGAGGAAUAGCUUAGCAUACUCUAUUACGCAGGAGAACGAAGAAGCGCCCAUCGAGGGCUUUGCAUUCGUACGAGAGAACGGCCACCCAUAUGGUGUGAUUCGUUCCACGGGCAACUCUGACCAGCAGUCGCUUCUUUCAGAAUAUGAGAUCUUCCGGGACGACUUGUCUCGGAUUCUCUACGACAAGACCAAGGACAACCCCAACAUCAGCUGCGUCUUUGGGGAGCAGAUUUCCUCACUGCAGCACGGUGAGAAGGACAAUGGCCCCAUCAAGGUCGGAUUCGCAACCACGAUGCCGCCCGCAGAGUACGAUCUCGUAGUUGCGUGUGAUGGCGCAACGUCCCGGACCAGAGCCCUCGGACUUGGCAUAGGCCUUCGAGACCACGCGCGACACCUCAACGUAUGGGCCGCCUAUUUCUCCACCAAACACGUCUAUUUCGACGGAUCAAAGCUUGGACACGCACACAAUGCUGCUCCUGGAAAUAAGGCGUUGAAGAAAUAUGCCAUGGAAGAAUUUGGGGGCAUGGGCUGGAUCAUGCCUCGGUUAAUGCGGGAAGAUAUGGAAGCCACGGACGACUUUUACGCCAGAGAGUGGAUUCAGGUGAACCCUCCCACCCUUCCGAAAGGUCGAUUCACCAUGGUCGGCGACGCAGGCUACGACGGCGCGCCAGGCGCGGGCACAUCUCUUGCCCUGGCGGACGGAUAUGUACUGGCUGGCGAGCUCUCGCAGAGUAAAGGCGACGUCGCCGCUGGUCUCAAGGCGUAUGAAGACCGGAUCAGGCCAAUUUUUGAGGACAUGCACAAGUUGCCGUCUGGUGGCAUGUCAUUCAUGGCACCUCAGACCCAGUGGUGGCUGGCCUUGAGAAACACCUUCUUUGCUUUCCUGGCUCGGUUUAUCCGCUGCCAGACUACAAGUGUGAUGACCGGCUUUGAGGUUGGCUGGAAGGGUUUUGCCCCUGAUGUCCAUGCGGCCUUGCUGUUCCAUGAGAAUUAG
Molecule: messenger RNA, 2181 nt
Organism: Emericellopsis cladophorae
Lineage: Eukaryota; Fungi; Ascomycota; Sordariomycetes; Hypocreales; Bionectriaceae
Exons: 5
Coding region: 1-2181 (726 amino acids)
Source: RefSeq, a predicted model, not a curated record